Drosophila pseudoobscura is the source of this 1152-nucleotide messenger RNA. RefSeq lists its product as uncharacterized. The transcript is spliced from 2 exons. NCBI's taxonomy places the organism in Eukaryota, Metazoa, Arthropoda, Insecta, Diptera, Drosophilidae. Bases 388 to 1011 code for a protein of 207 amino acids. The record is from RefSeq and is a predicted model, not a curated record.
ACUUGAGCUGAAGCACGGUGGAGAAUUGCGCGUAAAUUCGUUGCGGUCUCUCGCGUCAUCAACAUAAUCGCCGUCAACAGCAGUCAACAGCAUCAAACUGCCAAGAAAAUGUUGCUACUGUUUCCAGCAAAACCACGACGGCAAACGGCAGCGCGGCACUUGGAGACAGACGCAACAACAGAAGCACCAAGAAGCAGCAGCAAAUGUGAAGUGGGUUUUUUUUUAUGAUGAGCCCAGGCAGGCAGCACUUUCAAACUGAGACGAGACGGACCCACAAAACACAAAAGCGUGUCGUGUCGUGCCGUGUCGGACCCUGUCAAACAUUCUGUGCGAGAUCUGUCAGAGGAGUGCCCUGCAAUACUGCCUAUAGAAGUCGCUAGACGUACGAUGUUGCGGCCAGUACUUUUCCUGUUCUAUACCGUCGAGACGGUGGUCAACAUAAUACUGAUGGGCUACCAUAUACGCGGCUUCAUGUCGCUGGAUCUGAGCUUCCUGCCACUGAAGGAUCAGACCACAUACUACAUCUAUACGGUGAACUUCUAUGUCUUCACCGGGAUCACAGCAUUUGCCAGCAUUAGUGCGAGCACUGGCCACAAGGCAGUCCUGCUGGAGGAGUUCCUACGCUCACUGGCUGGCUGCAUACUGUUCUUGAUUAUGUCGCUGAUGACACUAAAGGAUGUGGAGAAUGAUUUCCAUAUGAUGUACCUUGGCAUGGGGGAUCCCAAACUACCGGAGAAGCCUGUGCAUCCGUUCUUUGCCUAUCUACAUGCUCAGGCAGUGUGUUCCCUGGUCGGUUGCAUCAUCUACCUGAUGCACUGUCUCAUUGUCAUUGAUGUUAUGCUGUCGCAUGAGGAGGCGGACUAUGAUUUGGAAGUGUAUGACGCAUCCGAUGAUUCAGACGAGGACUAUAUACCCGUACGUUUGUAUUUUUGUUGUGCAUAUGUACAGGAGCGCCUCGAACGAUAUCGCUGGUUUCGUGAGUUCUCGAGUGGUGGACGCAUGAGUCUCUAAUCUCCUUCCAUUGUAUUUCUGUGCCCAUGACGCGAGCCGCCUAUUGACGACAAAUCUGUCAGCGACAGACCACCCAACCAGCUGUGGAUGUGUCAGCAGGAGCAGCCAAGCAGACAAACAUCCAAGGAGCAUCAGAGCUGC